AUGUUUGGCAGCACUGGCUUUGGUGGUGGUGGUGGCUUCGGCCAACAGCAACAGCAACAACAACCAUCCGUAUUCGGUCAACAACAACAACAACAACCUGCAUUCGGUGGUGCAGCAGGGGGUGGUGGUUUUGGCUCUACCCCGACAUCGACAGCAUUUGGAGGUACUGGCACAAGUGCAUUCGGUCAAUCAGCUCAAACACCUGCGUUUGGCUCGGGUACUACAGGUGGUUUCGGUUCAAACACUGGCUCAGCCUUUGGUUCAAGUGGAGGCACUUCAGCCUUUGGUGGUACUUCAGCUUUUGGUUCAGCUCAACAACAACCUGCAUCCACUGGAUUUGGUGGUAGCACCGGCGGUUUCGGAUCAUCUACGGGAACAACAGGAUUUGGAUCGACAAGUGGUACAUCUACUGGUGGUGGUCUAUUUGGACAAAGCCGGCCAACUACAGGAUUUGGUGCAGCAUCUUCAACGCCAAGUGUAUUUGGUGGUGGCGCUACUACGGGUACAAGUGCAUUUGGUGCUCAACCUCAACAACAACAAUCAGCAUUUGGUGGUAUGGGAGGAUCCACUUCAGCAUUUGGACAAGCGGCAGGUGCUGCUGGUAGCAACCAAGGCACUGCUGUAGCCGAUUUUGCACCCACUCAAGAUCGUGAUGUCGCUUCGGGUACCAACAACUUUUUCCAAACCAUCACUGCAAUGCCACAAUACAAGAACUUUUCUGUUGAAGAAUUACGUUUACAAGAUUAUUCUCAAAAUCGAAAGACGGCAGGUGCUGCAGGUGCUGCUACUACUGGCUUUGGUGCUCCUGCAGCAGGUGGUGGUGGUGCAUUUGGCAGUACAACGACGGGUGGAUUUGGUCAACCUAGCACAACACCUUUUGGUCAACAACAACCAGCUGCAACAAGCGCCUUUGGUCAACCUCAAACAUCCACUGGCUUUGGUGCGGGCAAUACAGGAACGGGAUUAUUUGGUCAACCAGCAGCAUCUUCAGGCACUUCAGCAUUUGGUUCAACGACGGCAUCCACUGGAUUUGGUUCAACAGGCAGCACAGGCUUUGGCAGUGGUGCUGGAGGAUUUGGUGCUUCGGCUGCUCCUAAACCCUUAUUUGGAUCUUCUCAACCUGCUACUGGUGGAUUUGGUGCAACUACAUCGACACCUGCAUUUGGACAACAACAAACUCAAACACCAGGUUUUGGACAACAACAGCCACAACAACAACAAACUGGAUUUGGUGGAUUCGGUCAAAAGCCUGCUGGCACUACCACCACACCUGGAUUUGGUGCUCCAGCUGCUACGGGUGGAUUUGGCACAGGUGGAUUUGGUGCAACAGCUACUAGUAAGCCUGCCACGGGUGGAUUUUCAUUCAACACUCCAGGCCAAACGGGUACAACCUCUACUGGAUUUGGUGGAUUUGGUGCUUCUACGGGUGCUACGGGUGGAUUUGGUGGUGCUCAAACAUCUCAACCAGGUGGCACAAGUCUUUUUGGUGCUAAUAAGCCUGCUACAUCGACACCUUCACUCUUUGGUGCUACUCAACCUGCAGCUACGGGUGGAUUUGGAGCAACGGGACAAACCAACACUGGUUUUGGAUCCACUGGAUUAUUCGGUGCCAACAAGCCUGCAGGUACCACACCUAGUCUUUUCGGCAACACGCAAGCAGGAACCACAGGUUUUGGUGGAUUUGGUGCAACACAGCAACAGCAACCUCAAAACAGCUUUACAUUGCCUACCAGUGGUGGUUUGACAUCAUUUGGUACUAUGCAACCAGGUCAACAAAAUCAACAACCUUUGGUUGCCACUGUCGACAAGAAUCCUUAUGGUUCCAAUCCCCUCUUUGAUACGAGCAAGCAAGGGUUGGUAGGUGGUGUUGCUGGUGGUGGCAUCAAGACUGGUCCUAGUGCUGUGGCCCUUGAAGAUACCAAGAAGCCCACUGCGCCUCAUUAUCCCAUGUCGCCUCGUGUGGUCUCCAAGAUUAAGCUUCGUGGAUUUACAUUUACGCCUACUCCCAAGCAAUCCACCAACAAACGCAUGAGUGCACUUGAAGGCAUUAGCGAUGAUGCUGUUCUCGGUGAAGGUGCCUUUUCCCCUCGUUUUGGCAACAAGAAGCUUAUCUUUAAGAAGGGUGUCAAUCCAACGGAUGUGGAUUCUUUGAUCAGCAAAACGAAUGAUCACCCACGUGUCCUCUUUGAUCCAAAGUCGGAACUUGCUGCGGCUGCAGCCAAGAAAACUUCCAGCCCAUUGAUGUCAACUAGUAAAAACAGCAGCAGCAGUCCAUCCGCUGGCUUGACCACCUCUAAUACUACUACAACAACAACUACUACUACUCAAGCAGCUGCCGGCCCAUCGUAUGUAUCAGCAAGUGAAAAGGAAGGCUAUUACUUGUCACCCACAGUGGAAGCAUUGCAAGGCAUGACCCAGGAUGAAUUGAAGCAUGUUGAAAAGUUUACAGUGGGACGUCGUGGUUACGGUGAAGUCAAGUUUGAUGUGCCUGUUGAUUUAUCAAAGAUCGAUCCACAUGAUAUUAUGGGCAAGUUGGUGGUCAUUGCUGAAAAGAGGGUCAUUGUUUAUCCCGAUGAAGUUGAAAAGGCUCCUCAAGGCACUGGAUUGAAUGUACCUGCCACUGUACGAUUGGAGAAAUGCUUCUCUACGGAUAAGGAUACCAAGAAACCCAUCACUGAUCCAGAACAUCCUCGCUUCAAGCUCUUUAUUGAAAGACUUCGCGCUCGCCCAGGUGUUGAAUUUAUUGAUUACGAUAUAGAAUCAGGAACCUGGACUUUCCAUGUUGAAAGCUUUUAA
Molecule: messenger RNA, 2796 nt
Organism: Lichtheimia ornata
Lineage: Eukaryota; Fungi; Mucoromycota; Mucoromycetes; Mucorales; Lichtheimiaceae
Exons: 6
Coding region: 1-2796 (931 amino acids)
Biological process (GO): RNA export from nucleus; protein import into nucleus; post-transcriptional tethering of RNA polymerase II gene DNA at nuclear periphery
Cellular component (GO): nuclear pore cytoplasmic filaments; nuclear pore
Molecular function (GO): structural constituent of nuclear pore
Source: RefSeq, a predicted model, not a curated record